AUUGUUAUAGGUCGAUCUGUCGACGUGAAUAACAUCUGUGAACACUGCACGGAUUCAGGAUUGUAUGUUUGUGUUUUGAAGUGGUGUAAGGGUUUGUUGACUUGUUGUCUUGCCGAGAAAAACGCGUGCGGAAAGUUGUGUAUGACCUACAUAAAUAAAACAAAUUUACCGGCAUGUUUGGUGUAAUAGUUUCUGGAAGACUGGUGCAAACAGAUUUUCAACAGUGUGACCAAACAAAAUUUGCAACAACUAUUACAGAUGCAGAUUCAAUCAAUCAUGUUGUGGUUUUUCUAACAGGAGUCCAAUCCUUUCCACCAGGAACUGGUGGUUUAGUCUAUUUCAGCUGGCCAGAACCAAAUGCACCUCCUACAUGGCACUUACUCGGCUAUAUAGCAAAUGAGAAACCUUCUGCUAUUUUCAAGAUAUCUGGAUUGAAGAAAACUGUUCCCCAUAGUGAACUGACACCAUUUGCGUUUGGACAGCAAAUGAUGUCACACAGUGCACAAAUUGGAAUAUCUGUGGAACCUCUUUCAAAUGUUCAUCAGCAGGCGGCUCUCAUCACUAAUCAGGCAGCAUCGUCCUUUUUGGAAUUUGGUCAGAAAAUGAUCCAGAACUUCAUAAACUUCACAUCUAGUUUUGCUGUAACAGCCCAGCAGAUUAACCCUGUGUUAAAUGAGACAUAUGUGCCUUUAUCUACUUUGCAAACUUGGUAUACCAACUUCGAACGCCGAUUGCAACAGAAUCCAUAUUUUUGGAGAUGAAGUGACAUGUCUUUAGGCUUGGCUACAUUGUUUGACCUUAGAUGUAAUUUGUAUGCCACAAAAUUUGAAACAUAAAUUUAAUUUCAGGAUAAAAUGGAGGUGACAGAAUUGGUACUAUAUUAAUUCCUUCAAAUGUCACCUUUUCUGUAGUAUGAAAUUUAAAUAACAAUAAAUUGAAAUAUUUAAGUGUGUGUUUUAUAAAAUUGGAUUGUUGGAAGGUACUUUAAUGUGGGCAAUAUACUGUGUUGUAGUUUCUGACAUUAUUGAAUAAAUAGUGUGUUACUAUUUAUUCAUAUAUUUUUUUUGCACUAUCAGAGAGAAGUGCAGAGAGCAGAAGGUAUUAGUCAUGCCCAGCACAAAAAAAAUAUUGUAGUGAAAGGACCAAGAAAGAGGCGGCUUCUCUACAUCAUGCUGGUAACUGAACCUAAGAAACUGCACCUUUGUUUACCCCCUUCAUUGAGAACAACUAUGGAUUUACAGCCAGCCUGCAAAGGCAACAAACAGUCAUAUAGUCCAUGUACACUGCAACUUGAGACUGCUCAAACACAGUUCUAAGAAGCAGCCACCAACUGUCAACAGUACAACGGCUAGCAAAACCCGAAGCAUGUACAGCGCAUGCCCAAAGAUUCAAACUUUUGCCAACUACAACUUACGGAGCCAAGAGCUAAAUAUAAAGUGAACAAAUUGUAUGUGAUAUUAUCAUUUUAACAUAAUUUAAAUAAUAGUUUACUUUUUAUUGUGCAUUUUAUCCAUAAUUCUGAAAGAAUGUUUUUUUUUUGUCAGUUGAUGUACUUAUUUUAACGAUAGUAGUUUGAGAAUGUGCAAUGUAUACAAUUCAUUAUUUUUUGUGUGUACAUAUUUUGUUUCUAUUUGAUUGUUGAUUGUUGAUUGUUGUCUUUGAUUAUGAGAGUCCAUGUUGAAUGUUGUGCUAACAACAGUUUCAAGAGCCGAUAAUUUGACAUGUACAAAUUAUUUUUUGAUGUGAUAUUAUACUCUCCAGUUGCUAACACAGGCUCUCGGACUAGUCCUAGCAAAAUAAACUGUGACUGGUAAAUUUCAUAUUUCUGAUUAGCUUAGUGAUAAGGUUGAUUCACACUGGCUGUCGUACAAUGUCACAUCAAAAGUUUCCAUAAUUUUUUUUUUGCAAAUUUUAGCAAUUGCAUCAACCGUUGAUGGAACUUCAAUGUAAAAGCAAAGGUUGUCUAGUGUUUUGACUGUUAACGGAAUGAUGGCAUAUCAUGACUGCAUGAUCUAGUACAGUCCCAGUAUUUUGUAUAUUAACCUGUUAUCAUCGUGCUUAUUUAUGUUACUGACUUUUGUCCUUUAUAAUCUUUAUUUUAUUGCUCACAAAGCAAAAAUUUGUAUAUUAGUGAGAACUUCUCCAUCAGUACACAGCUCUCAUUACCAUUUAGUCAGUGUUGUCCUUCUUGGAAUUUCCAUAAUCCUGAGGCUAAAUCUUGAUGUUCUGUAAGACAGAUGGUUUCACAACACAACUGAUGUGACUUUUAACAUUCCAUCUUGUGUGAGCCAGUUGCCACUUACAGGAGUAGUAGUGUUCCAUGAUGUGACAUUCCAUUGAUAUCCAGUGUGAAUUACUGAUUGCUCUAUUCUCAGUCUUUAUGUUCCCCAUGAAUUAAUUUUAUAUGAGUUCAUAACUACAGUAAAAUUCUAAUUUACAUACAUUUGUUCUCUGUAAACUUGUGGUCGACAAAUGACUGUACUUUGAUAAUAGAGCUCUUCCACCCCCACCUCCCCCCCCCCCCUUUCCCCCAAGAAGCAGAAAAUCACAAAUGUUCAAUCAGUUUUCUGUUGUGUGGAAAUUAAUACCUCAGUUUUGUUUGAAUUACUGUGAGAAUGUAAGUUAUAAGCUCUGAGUUUCCAUUAUUGUUAUUUCACAGCUUAUUGUAUCCAUAGUGUUUGUCUGGAUAUUAUUAUUUUUGUAUUCAGUGAAGAAAGUUAAAUUUAUUUUUGUGCUUCCCCCCCCCCCCCCCUCCCCCCCCCCCUUUGUAAUGCUGGUGUACUUGCAGAAUACAAGUUUGCAUGUUUUAAAUAUUGCUGUAUAAACAGACAGUUUGGGAACUUUUAACUAUAUUUAAGGUGAAAAUUUGACAGACUUAUGUUGGUGUGAACUAAAAUGUUUCUAAGAAAAGUCAGAAGUACUCAAAAGCAUGAAUAACAAUACAGUAUAACCAGAAACAAAGAUAAUCAUUACAAAGGAAAUAUAUGUAGCCACAUACCAGAGCUGCAAUCUAUCUUUAGCCUACCUUUCUGUGGAGGGACAGGUGGCCAUAUCUUCACUUAUUCUCAUUGCACAAGAAUUGAAGUUUAAUAACAGUGAUUGCAGCAAGUCCUCGUUAUAUGUAACAUUUCUGAAAUCUGUUAUUUAAUUAUGGGAGUGUAGGCCAUAUUUCUAUAUAUGGUCUGUGAUACAUGUUUAUAAAAAGUGAGUCACAGUUAUAGAAUCGCAUGGCACAUCAAUCUUUAUUGAUCCAAUGAACAGUGGCAUUUGUUCUUGCUUCGUGUGUGAAAGCUUUCUUGACAUGUAUGUGGUGUUAAAAUAAUAGUAGAUUGGUGGUAAGAGGUAAUUCAUUUUAAAUACUUUCUACAUAAUAUUCUUAGAGAAAUAUUUUUUAAAUGUUUAAAGAUAAUCUUUUCUGGAUAGUAACUGGCCUUCAUAAUUUUUCUGAGAUAUAGAAAGUAGAUUUAGUCCAAAGCUUAUUAAACAACAUAAAAACACUUACUUUAAAAAAAUUGAAAUAUCAUAUUUUGAAGAGAUUUGCACAGCUAUAGUAGCAGAAGGCAAAUUUUAUGGACAGUGACCUAAUCCCAGCUCCUUAUACUACCCUUUUUUUUUUAAUUUGCAGUCAUUAAGUAGUGAGUAAAUAAAGUGAGUGUAAUUGGUGAGUAAGUUGUAAACCAGCUGUUGCAUUGUCAUAAAUUAUAUGCCUGAGGGUGGGGUGUCUAUGUUGAGGACAGGGGGAAGGGGGGGGGGGGGGGAGAGGACGUGUGCGCAUGUAUGGGGGGAAUAAAGAGAGAUUUUGUGCAUUGUGUUAGCGGGUGGUCAUGAAAAAGUAGGCAGCCAUUAUUGUUUUCACAAUAAUAGUUUUUCUGAAACUUUGUAAUGUAAACACAUAUGAGAAGAGGUGGUGCAGGGCAUUUCAGUUCAGUUUGGCCCCAACUUUGGGCCCAUCUGUAAUUAAUGAAGGAAGAGAAUCUCACAUGCUACAUUGAAGUAGAUUAAACUUUUCAGGUUCUAACCUAGACUACCUGAAAUAUUAUUCCUUUAUUUAAAUUGUAAUUUGAAGAUUAUCUUGAAAAGUCACUAACCUCAGGAGAGAAUAUAAAUUCCUGUUGAUAUAUUCCAUUACAGAUAACUGCUAAGUGGCACAAAUUUGGUUGACGUAUAAAAGUAAUUUGCCCAGACAUUUUAUACAUUUCUGGAAAAUGCUUCUGUUAUUUUGUACUUUUCUUCUAUUGUCAAAUCUUUAUUAUGUUUGCUUUGUGUCUCCUUUCAUAGUAUUUAUGGUAUUCAGAUAAUUCCAGAGACAGAAAUACGCUUAUACCAACCCAGCAAUUCUGGCUCACAUGUUCAUUGUACACUACAUGGGAAGCAAAGAAUCAGUCAUGUACAGUAGAAUGGUCUGAUAGUAGACUAAACUAUAUAUACAAAAUAAUUGAAGGAUGGAAGGAAAUACACAGAGUUUAGGUAUGCAAGAGAUGUAAACGUUCAGUAUGUGGUAAAGCAACGCUUGAUGACAAAGAGUAUUUCUGUGGUGUGUUAAUCUUUAGUUCAGUGGGUUCCGUUACAGAAUUGUUAAAUGGUGGUAGACAGUACACUGACAGUAUACUGAAAUAAAGUUCCAGUCAGUACCAUUUUACAGAGAGUAUGUUUCUGUAUGGUCAGUGAUUGCAACUUUAUUUAUUUACUAAGAUACUUUGGUAACUGUAGUUUUCUUGAAUAUUUCUAUGCCUCCUUAUAUUGAUUGUAUCUGAGAGCCCUCAAGUACAGUUGCAAACAUGUAUUGUGAUUUACAGUGCAAUUUUUCAAAAAACAGUCAAGGGAAGUGCUAAAUAUGAAGGAGGGAUAGGGACAGUCUAUGUAUUGAGCAACAGCAGUAGUUCCUUAUUUACAACAGUAUUUUGUCUAUUUACAUAAUAUCUGUUCCCUGUAUAGUUCCUGUGUUAUACAUAUCAAUGCAAGUGAUUUGUUUUGAAAGAAUUAGUGUGCUGCUGAGAAAUUGUGCUUUUAAGCAGUAUAGAUUGAAAAAAGAUAAUAACCAAAGUGGAAUUCGAGUUUCCCAAUUUGCAAACAUUUAUGGAAUUGAAAUAGAAACAUCAGUGGCUCUCUGGUCUUGGAAGCAUAUGGGAUGCCAUUCUACAUUCACCAUCAUUCAGCAACAGUGUAUGAUCUUCCAGACCCUCCAGUCUAUUACUAUGAUUUGUGGUUUGCAGUUUAUAAAUAAUUCAGCAGACACAGAAAGACUUUUAAUUUGACUAGUUACAUAUCAGCAUGGUAAAUGUAUUGGUUUUUAGACUCUUGCAUGUAUACUGUCUCUUCACAGUGGAUAAUUGUUUGUUUCUGUGUGUAGCACUAAAAUAGUGUAUUUUGUAACUUUGCCAUGUCUUAUAUUUUAUUAAAAAAUAUGGCAAUGCAUCAUGUACUGUGGAUCUCACUUUGUGUACUACUGUUCACUGACGUUUCAGGGAUCAUACUAAUCAUGUAACAUUUUGUGAGCAACUAAUUAUGCAAGCUGAUAAUGGAAAGUUGUAGAAGAAUGUAAAUAAUUUAGGAGCAAAGGUAACAACUCACCAAAUAGUAGUCAUUGAGUUAUCAACAAGCACAUAAACAAGACUCAAAACUUUGCAUGACAAAUCUGUUUCAGGCUGAGUGUGAACGAACAACUCUCUCUCUCUCUCUCUCUCUCUCUCUCUCUCUCUCUCUCUCUCUCACACACACACACACACACACACACACACACAAGGAUUCGUCUAACAAAGUUUUCAAUUUUGUUUAUGUGCCUGUUGACAACAAGUAAUGUUAACGUUCAAAACUUUGUUUUGCCAAUAAGAUUUAAUUUCUUGUCAUUAGGUGUCAAAAAGACUGAAAAUAUUGUGUUGCUAUAGUGUGCCCAAUAUAAUUUCACCUCCAUUGUAAUACUCAUUUUAAAUUAAUAAAAGUAAUUGAAAUGUGCUUGUAAUUGUUUCAUUGCACAAAAAUGUAUGUGGCAGUGUCAUAGAUGCAGUUGUGUAUUAGAAAUUGCAUAGACAUAAAUAAUCUUCCUUUAUCAUCAUUAUUGAGGCAAGUUGUUAUAAUUGGAAAAUAUUACAACUAUGUCAUCAUGGAAUUUUUUU
This is a messenger RNA of Schistocerca gregaria, 6113 nucleotides long. RefSeq names its product protein OPI10 homolog. Bases 174 to 761 code for a protein of 195 amino acids. Gene Ontology annotation, cellular component: nucleus; cytosol. The transcript has 3 exons. Gene Ontology annotation, biological process: protein import into nucleus. Lineage: Eukaryota; Metazoa; Arthropoda; Insecta; Orthoptera; Acrididae. The record is from RefSeq and is a predicted model, not a curated record. Gene Ontology annotation, molecular function: nuclear import signal receptor activity; Hsp70 protein binding.